Molecule: messenger RNA, 5014 nt
Organism: Daldinia loculata
Lineage: Eukaryota; Fungi; Ascomycota; Sordariomycetes; Xylariales; Hypoxylaceae
Product: putative ankyrin repeat protein
Exons: 2
Coding region: 144-4529 (1461 amino acids)
Molecular function (GO): protein binding
Source: RefSeq, a predicted model, not a curated record
UAACUCUGUCUUUCUCUCGCAUGUGAAGCGAUAUGUUGGUGUGGAUACUUUCACUUGCUUGCACUUUCGGAUGAAUACCUACAUACCCUAACACCUUUCUAUACUCUUUUCCACAGCAACAAGCGUCAUAGGAAUCAUUAAUCAUGGGCGAUGACUGGUGGGACGACUUUUCCAACAACCUUGCUACAGAUCUUGCUCCCCUUAUCAGCCUUUUCGGGGAAAAUCCGACCAAGCAGUAUCUCAGCGAAUGCUUAACCAUUUUAGAUAUUGUUAUAUUCUCUAUGGCCCCCCUUGGAGUUAUCACUGCCGUUGUAUCUGCAAUUCGAGUGUGUGGGACACCAUCGCUUAGAGCUUUCGUUGGGAGAGCUCAAGAGGGAGCCGGCACAGUUGAAGCAGAAUUAUGUUCAUCUACUAGCCGUGACGUUUGUGAGCUUUACACUAAUGGAGGUAUUGCUCGUGUUUUCGGUCGUCCUAAGCUACUCGAAGUCAUACACGAUCCCAAGUAUUCGGGCAAUGCAUUUUAUCCUACAGAUGGAAGCAAGCUAACGGCUGGUAUAUAUUCGUUCCGGCAAUACAUCAAAACAAAAAACGGAAGUGAAGAAUGGAGCGAGACACAAAAACGGAAUAAAUCUUCGGGAUCGGACGAAGAGAACCAUGUCGGAGCAAAGCCAGCACGUUUCGCACCAAACCCAAAUCUUUCCCUCAAUGUUGGAAUCAAGCCAUUAGGUCGUGGUUGGUUUGUUUUUGCGGCCAUACUAGGGAUUAUGAUGCAGUCUUUCGUAUUGGUAUGGGCAGUUCUCACAAGAUACCACUAUCAAUGGACACGAAACCCUAAUGAAGACGACUAUGCGGUCCCGUUGAUGGUAAUCGGGACGAUCCUACUUUGCCUCGGAAUGGCUCUAUGUGCUUACUUGAUCGAAAGCAAAACUAAGGAGCAUGUAUUUGAAAAGAAAGUUAGUCCUAACGCCAAAGCUACGAUCAAAUCUAGGUUCUAUUGGGUCCAACCAGGAAAUCAAACCAUAGGCGAUCAGAUGUUUGACCCCUUUGGGUAUUCGGACACCAAAUUCCCCUUACUGAAAUAUAUCACGUCGUACAAAGACAAAAAGGGAAAUGUUACGAUGGGCUAUAUUUGGACCGCAGUCUCAUUAUCCACGAUAGGAUUUAUCUGCCAGUUUUUAGGUCUCAGAGCAUGUCACUCAUCUGUGUCAGUCCUCCAGCUGGGUGUGACCAUCAUUAUGAGCAUCAUCCGUGCAGGGCUUAGAGCCCAGCGACUAAGGGAGGAGGAUAACGGCAUGGCGGGAGACCCAAACUUCUUCCAGGGGCACGAACUGGACUGGUUGGCAAUCAAGAUUGGUCAGUCUGAUAUGCCUUCUAAACCCAACACCUGCAAAUGGAGGAUUAUUAGUACACAGAGGACAAGUUGCGCAGACACUACUAUUAGCACUGCCGUAAAUGUGUCUUCCUAUUCCGAAGCCCAAGGAAAAAAUAUAUCUUGUGUAUUGGAAAUACUUCAAGGGGUUUCAGGCGGUUUGCCUAUCCUUUCUGGGUUUCGAAUCCAAUCAUACGAGUCUAAUCCAGCGGAGAGUGUUAUGAAAGUGGCUGAGAAGGAGAUUGCUCGGUGGAUCUCAGCAGAAUACUGCACUGGAAAAACUCAGCAUUAUUGUACACUUGAUAGCUGUGAGUUGGGCCCGAAUACGACCGUGAAGACGUGCUUUUAUAGAAGUCGGCUUGCUCGUAUGACAGGGCUGGAAGAACCAGAGUCGGAACAUAGCAGUCACUGGGGUAAAAGACACAUUUUGGUUCGAGAUACGGCCAUAGCUUUGGCGCAGGCCAUUGAAGAAACUAUGCAAGUUCUCUUUGCCUCAGACUCUCAGCAAUCCGUCAAACUUUCUGGAUCAUGGGGACAAACCUUUCGCUUAUUCUGGGCCAUUCAAUCCUCAUACUCAUUAGAAGAUGAAACUAUCCAAAUGUCAUUACGAAGAGAAAUUAACAAGGACAGACUUCCUGAAGGUCCGUGGAAAGCUGAAGCUUCUGAAAUAGAAGCUGUCCUUGGCUUAUGGUUCUGGUCAUUAAAAGAGAAAGAGCCGCGCGACAGUCAGGAUGCAGAAGACGUCGGCUCUAAGAAGUUUGAUAAGCGCAUAAGUCGUAUUCUAUCGACUAGUCGAAUUAAAAAGAAUAUAUCGGGCGAAAUACUGGAUUUGUAUAUCUGGGGGGGUGAAAGGGAAGUGAAGAUACAAGACUGCCGAUUAAAGGUACAAGACGCAGAUACCCAGCCAGGAUCUGGAAAUGUGUCCGAAGCAGAAGGAGACGAACAUCAAACCAAUCAAAGCUCGAGUCCGGGGAGAAACAUCAACCGCGCGGAAGUCGAGAAUGGAGUAUGGUGGAAAGAUGGAUACAAAUUUGUUGUUGGCGUUGGCGAAAACAGACCCCCUAGCGAAUCAGACAACCAGCGACGAUUUUUUGGCUGGUGUAAUAUGAAAGAUACUUCGCUAUACGAUGAUUUUAAUGCUUUAGUGAUGACUUCCAAAAGCUCCCUUUUAUUAAAUUGCGCGCAAGAAAUCUAUUCUUCAUUCUUAUCCGCAAUUAUGACGGCUGUUCAGGAUAUUGGGAAAAUAGAAGCUAGGCGACAUCAGGAUGGUAUUAAGGUCAACAAUGAGACUGUCGACAAGAUCCGGGGAAUUCUUAUUAAAAGAGGUCUGUGUGACGAAGAAGAUGCUUUCGCGUGCACCAUCCCGAUUUUGAGAAAUCAACAUAAGCUUCAACUUCCUGACAGGAUUCUGGAUGAGAUAUUGGAAUGGACCGAAAAUUCGGCAAAGAAGAGUCUGCUGGGGAAUAAAGGGAAAGUAUUCCGAGAAUUCAUUGACUGUAGACUUGAUCGUUCGUAUUCAAGUCUGGGGUCAAUAAGCGGACAGGAAAGUUCGUUUGAGAGACUAGAGGCUAUCAAUCAAGUCAGGCGCACCGUCAUAGGGGCCUGCGAAAUCUAUCGUCGGGCUCUCCUGCGGGGGGACUACACUAUUGGAUGUUGGGGAAUUCUUGGAUGGCUCCGAAGGUACUCAAGAGACGAAAAGAUGAUGAGCAUCCCACUUGUCUGGGUUGAUUUUGGGGGUCGGACAGAUCCAAACAAUUUUCAAUCGACACUUAGCCUUGCUGAGACGAUCAGAUGUUAUGCCACCGCUGCCCUGUAUCACCUACAGAUGGAAGAAGGCGGGUAUGAAUUCUCUAACAUGAAAGAUUGGCUACAGAGGGAUUCAGGCGUGGAAGUCAAACCAAAAGUAAAGGCAGACAACCUUGUUCAAGCGAUUGAGAAAUCUGAUUUAAGCGCCACCCUCUAUUUUCUGGGGCGGGAACCUCUCGACGAGCCAUCAAAAACUUCUGCAUUUAUUAAUGUCUGUCAACUAGGCUGGUAUAUGGUUGUCGAUGUUCUGGUCGAGCUUGGCGCAGGAGAAGAACAAGAAGAUAAAGACAGACUCUUUUAUGCCUCCGAAGUUGGAGAUAUCAACAUGGCGAGACUAUUGAUUGGAAAGAGAGAUAUGCGAAGGCAAGACAACAACAAGGACCAUGAUUUUCGUUGUAUGGUCGUUCGCGAAGUAGCAGAACAAGGACAUGCGAUAAUAUUCAAAGACAUGAUACAAACCUGGAAAAGCCGGUCAAUAUUUGAUGAUGAUCAGAAAGGCAUGACGCCAUUAAGUCUGGCUAUCAUAUCGGGGCAUCAUCAUAUUAUAAAUUUACUUCUCAGCAACAGGCUAGUAAAUCCUAAUGACUAUAGUACGGAACUACCAGCGCUUCAUUUAGCCAUUGCGGAAGGAAAACAGGACAUGGUGGAACUACUAUUAAAAUUUGACCAAGUUGAUCCAAACCACCACGAGGGCAACAUAAUCGGUUUCCCGCCGCUAAUAUGCGCCGUUAGAGUUCAGAAUGAGUCUAUUUUUGAGAAGAUUCUCAACAUGCAGAGAACUUAUGCAGACUAUUGCGGCCAGAUGCGCAGGUCGGCUCUUUGGUGGGCGGCGGCCUUAGGUCUUGAUUCUUACGUCCAAAAGCUCCUUAGCUCUGGAAAAGUGGACGUGGACUUAAGGGACGACAAUGGUGAUACACCACUCUCAAUCGCGGUGCAAGCAGGUCAUCGCAGGGUAGUUGACCUACUACUUAAGAUACCGGAAACUACUGUCAACUUAAAAGCGGUCUUAAUUGCUGGUAAAAAAGGCUAUCAAGAUAUUGUUCAAAAGGUCCGACCGCGAAUUGUAAAGAGUGAAAGAGCAUUGUUCGACAAUGACGAACGAAUUAUAUGGCGUAACGUCGAAGAAAAUAUAUCAUUGGACGAAUUAAAUAGGGGCGGAAAAGAAAUCGACUGGGAUAGACUGGAAAUUGAUGAGAGAUAUAUUUCUGAAGAGCUGGACUAUGCUUCAUGGUUAGCUAAUGAGCCAUUCGAUGUCAUAAGUGGCUAUGAGCCUACUAAUCGAAACUUGCCUGAGAAUCAGGGACAUACUUCAUUCACAGGGAAAGCCCUAGACGAGGAGGAGACUAAUGUUUAAGUCAUCUUGGGAAGUACAUUGAUGCAAUCCAUUAGACAUCUAAUGUUUCAAACGCUAUCGCAACUAAGAAAGGACCAUGCUCAGGCACACAACGAAGCGUUAUCGUCACAGGCAAGAAACGGCCCCAACCCAAAGAACAUGGCAAUCUCACGCGCCGCCAUGUACAUAACCUUGACGCACUUAGAUACCACUGCUCAACCUAUACGCACUUCCUCGAUCUGUAUUGCAGCGCGCUUGAAUCUAAUACGAAAUUCUUCAAGACGGGCCUUCCAGAUCUUCUUCAGCGAUUCCUCGCUCUCACCCUCAAGCCGUAUAAUUUCUUCCUCCGGCAUCCAGACACCCUGUAUGGCGUCAUAGUCUGAUCGUUCAGCUGUGACACACAAGUCGAAUUCCGGGGUGAGGUACAUAUAGCCGCGGUGAUUGUCCAAGCGUAUCGUGAACAUCUCUUCGCAGAGAUCUAUUGCUCUCUCAAGGAGAUCCAACUG